Molecule: messenger RNA, 1014 nt
Organism: Myotis myotis
Lineage: Eukaryota; Metazoa; Chordata; Mammalia; Chiroptera; Vespertilionidae
Gene: CDKN2B
Product: cyclin dependent kinase inhibitor 2B
Exons: 2
Coding region: 448-864 (138 amino acids)
Biological process (GO): regulation of cyclin-dependent protein serine/threonine kinase activity; negative regulation of cell population proliferation
Cellular component (GO): nucleus
Molecular function (GO): protein kinase binding; cyclin-dependent protein serine/threonine kinase inhibitor activity
Source: RefSeq, a predicted model, not a curated record
GCUCCGCUGGCCCCGCCUCGCGGCCGGCGAGCUGCAUAGCCGAGCUGGCCUGCGGGCUGCGGGCGGAGCCGAAGGGGGUGGGGAGAGCGACGCACCGCCCAGCUGGACCAAACCCCUCCACUCCCAGCGAGAAACUGCAGUGCGCCUGGGAUCAGGACGCUCGCUCCUGCCCUUCCAGCCGGAGCCCUCGCACCAGGCGCCUUUCCUGGGAGCGAGCUGGGCGCGUCCGCUCAUUCCCGAUCGCCCGGAAAAGGCCGACUUAACGACAGGCCGUUUGGCCUUUGCACGAGCCGCCAAGUCACCAAAGGGCGGCGACAGGGGACUGGAGCCAGCGGGGCUCUCCCGAGGAGCAGAGAGCGCUCGGGGGCGACGCGGGGCCGGAGCGAGGAGUGUCGUGAAGCUCGGGGCUAGCGGCGGAUCAUCCCGAUUUUGUCUGGCGUCUGCGAGAUGUGGGAAGAAGAAAAGGUCAAGCUCGGAGGCAAUGGCAGCGAUGCCCGUCUGGCCAGCGCCGCGGCGCGGGGGCAAGUGGAGACCGUGCGGCAGCUCCUGCAGGCGGGCGCGGAUCCCAACGGAGUCAACGGCUUCGGGAGGCGCCCGAUCCAGGUCAUGAUGAUGGGCAGCACCCGCGUGGCCGAGCUGCUGCUGAUCCACGGCGCGGACCCCAACUGCGCGGACCCCGCCACCCUCACGCGGCCCGUGCACGACGCCGCCCGGGAGGGCUUCCUGGACACGCUGGUGGCGCUGCACCGAGCCGGGGCGCGGCUGGAUGUGCGCGAUGCCUGGGGCCGCCUGCCCGUGGACCUGGCUGAGGAGCGGAGCCACCGCGACAUCGUCCGGUACCUGUGCGCCACCGCGGGAGACUGAUGGCGGGCGCACCCAGCUGCCCACAACGACUUUUCUUUUCUCCCCAGCUCCCCAUCCCCAACUUAGUUCAACCAAGGCUGCGACGCAGAGCGGCUUUCGGAAAGCCUUCCUGGGCGACUGGAUUCCUCAAGGGAAGGAGGGGCAGGCCAG